Molecule: messenger RNA, 1567 nt
Organism: Setaria italica (foxtail millet)
Lineage: Eukaryota; Viridiplantae; Streptophyta; Magnoliopsida; Poales; Poaceae
Product: renalase
Exons: 9
Coding region: 109-1242 (377 amino acids)
Source: RefSeq, a predicted model, not a curated record
CACUCCGCCUCUCAACCUCGCCGCACAGCCUUAUCCCAAAAAACAAAAAACCUUGCCUCACUGCCAGGUGCCAGGUGCCAGGUGCCAGCCGUCGGGAAGCGUCGAGCCAUGAGCUCCGCCGCCGUCGCCGCUAAUGUCGCCGUCAUCGGUGGCGGAAUUACGGGCGCCGUGAGCGCAUCGCUCCUCGCCGCGCGCGGCGUGGCCGUGACGCUCUUCGACUCUGGCCGCGGCGCUGGCGGACGCAUGUCGCAGCGGAGGGCGACGAUGGAGGACGGCACGGAGCUUCGCUUCGACCACGGUGCGCCCUACUUCACCGUGACCAACGACGAGGUUGCGCGGGUCGUAAGUGGGUGGGAGGCGCGAGGGAUCGUCGCCGAGUGGAAGGCCACGUUCGCAUGCUUUGAUCUGGCUACCGGCAAAUUCACUGACUUCGAGAAGGAGGGAUCAACUAAGAAGUAUGUGGGAGUGCCAGCCAUGAACUCGAUAUGCAAAUCACUCUGUUUAGAGGAUGGUGUGGAGGCCAAAUUUGGUGUCACUGUUGGUAAGAUGGAUUGGCUUCAAGAUAGGAGUUCAUGGUCACUAGCUAGCUUGGAUGGGAAAGAUCUUGGUUAUUUUGAUUAUGUUGUAGCAACAGACAAGAAUGUGGCAUCACCAAGAUUUUCUGGGUUGACUGGAAGACCACCGCCUCUUGACUUGUCAUUAUUUCCACGGCUGUCUGUAAUGGUUCAAGAUAUCCCAGUUCGACCCUGUUUUGCUCUUAUGGUAGCAUUCUCAGAGCCAUUGGCUAUGGUACCAGUUCAUGGUUUCUCUUUCAACAAUUCUGAUUCUCUGAGUUGGGCCUACUGUGACAGCAGUAAGCCAGGGCGUGCUUGUGUACCUCCCAACAGACAAUCUUGGGUAUUGCAUUCGACAACAGAAUAUGCUUCCAAGGUAAUAAAUACUAUUGGUCCGCGGAAACCUUCCGCAGAUGCACUUGCUAAGGUAGCAGAGGAAUUGUUCAGGGAAUUCCAGGCUACAGGAUUGAGCAUUCCACAACCAAUUUUUAUGAAAGCUCACAGAUGGGGUGGUGCUUUCCCAGCCAUUGCUGUAGGUGGAGAUGAUAAAUGUAUUUGGGACAAAAGCACGAAAUUGGCAAUUUGUGGUGAUUUCUGUGCAAGUCCAAGUGUCGAAGGAGCAGUCAUUAGUGCCAUGAGAGGAGCUUCGAAAAUCCUGGGAUGUUUAAACUGUCCAUCAGGGUUGUGAGUUGUAUGUUUAACCAACAACACCCCCUGCAUCUCUCCUCCAACUCUCUACGUAAUUGUUACAGAAAUAAAGAAUCAAGUUCCAUUGGGAAUUCGGGGAUGGAAUGGAGCGACAGAAGUAUGGAAAUAGGAUAAGGUAGCGGCGAGGUAUCAAGUGGAAGUGCAAUGAUGUAUGCAGAGGCAUCCUAACGAACGAACGAUUUGAACCUUGUUACUACAUGACCUGAUCAAAUCGAUCAGGCACUACAAUCUAUCUUCAUUGUUCAACUUUAUUUGUUUAAUGUUUUGAUACAAAAUAAGAAAUAAAGCUGCAUGAGUUGAUAUCA